AUGUGGAGUCAAACUCCUUCUUUAUCAGAGAAGGAGUAAGCAGGUAGAGAACCCUUUGGUGUAAAUAUUGAAUAUGAGGUGUUUAUAUUGUACACAAUAUUUAUUUAACUUUAAGCAGCAAUGUAAAAAAUGGCCGCCGCACGGCCGGAGUGAAUGGAGAUCGCGGCUCCAAGAAAAUGGCCGCCGCGAUCUCGCGCGUGCGCACUAGUGAGGGGAGGAAGCCGUUUGGAUCUCGCGGGGAGCGCGAGAUCCAACAUGGCCGCCGUGCGCACAGGGGACCGUUGGAGGCGUACUCCAAGGACCAAAAGCCCGGGAAACCGCGGCAAAAAUGCCGCGCGGAGAAAACUGGGUUAAAGAGGUACCAUACCCAAAAAUACAAUAAUAAUAAAACGGACAGUAACCAAAAAAUAAAGGUGGAAAGAAGUGUGAGAAAAUACACAUAG
Messenger RNA from Pelobates cultripes (western spadefoot toad), 443 nucleotides. NCBI's taxonomy places the organism in Eukaryota, Metazoa, Chordata, Amphibia, Anura, Pelobatidae. The record is from the annotation of a GenBank genome assembly.